This is a messenger RNA of Acanthamoeba castellanii str. Neff, 1116 nucleotides long. Its product is annotated as ADPribosylarginine hydrolase. The transcript is spliced from 13 exons. The coding region runs from base 1 to 1116 and encodes 371 amino acids. Lineage: Eukaryota; Discosea; Longamoebia; Acanthamoebidae. The record is from RefSeq and is a predicted model, not a curated record.
AUGGAGCAACGUUACCGUGCUGCUAUGGUGCUGGGCGGGGUGGGGGACGCGAUUGGGUUCCGCAACGGCAAGUGGGAGUUCCUCAAGGACGGCCCCCGCAUCCACGCGCAGCUGGGCGAGCUGGGCGGCAUCUCUGCCCUCACAGUGAACCGAAGAGACUGGCGCGUGAGCGACGACACCGUGAUGCACAUCGCCACCGCCGAAGCCCUGGUUGACGAUUGGGAAAGCAUGAAGGAUUUGGAAGACAAGCUGGCGCGCAAGUACGUGGCCUGCGGCAAAGACAUGGAAGGACGAGCGGCGGGAGAGAAGACGAUGGAGACGCUGAUGAUGAUGGAGGGCAUCAUCCCGUUCGAGGGCACCCGCAUCACACCCGUCCCCUGGAACCAGAUUCCCUACGACCCCAAGGGCGGCGGCUGCGGCGGAGCGAUGCGAGCCAUGUGCAUCGGGCUGCGAUUUCCGGGCGAGGCCAACCGCGACCGGCUCGUCGAGCUCUCCAUCGAGAGCGGCCGCAUGACCCACAACCACCCCGUUGGCUUCCUCGGCGCGUUCGCGUCUGCGCUGUUCACGGCGUUUGCUGUCGAGGGCCUGCCGCUGCCGAAGUGGGGCCACGGGCUGCUCGAGCACUUGCCCAAGGCAAAGGAGUACCUUCAGGGCGUGGGCCGCGACGUUGAGCACUACGCCGAGGGCAUCGAUUACUUCGAGAAGGCCUGGAUGAAGUACAUGGAGGAGCGCGGUCUAUUUCAUAGCGACGUGCCAGCGUUUCCGGCGAGGUGGGGCGUGGUGGAGCGCGACGCCUUCUACAAGAAGCUCUCGUUCGACGGCUGGGGCGGCUCUUCAGGUUCGUCGUGGAAUGAACUUCUGUUGAAGGCGGCCCUGCAUGCUGGAGACUCUGACAGCACCGGCAGCAUUGCGGCCUCUCUGUGGGGCGCGAUUCACGGAAUGCGCGGCGUACCGGAGAACCACUACCGCAACCUCGAGUACCGCGACCGCCUCGAGAACCUCGCCGAGCUGCUCUACCUCUUCGGCGGCGCGGCCCAGUGGGCCUGCGGGACGUGCACCUUCCUCAACGCCCGGCACAACGCCACCUGCGACAUGUGCUCCGCCUCCCGCGGCUGA